Messenger RNA from Closterium sp. NIES-67, 1908 nucleotides. The record is from the annotation of a GenBank genome assembly. Lineage: Eukaryota; Viridiplantae; Streptophyta; Zygnematophyceae; Desmidiales; Closteriaceae.
CCAUCCCCCAGCCCCGCCAAUGCCCUUUCUGCCAUGACCUUCCUUCAAGCCCGCAGACCGCCAGAGCAGCACUGCUGACUACCACUCUCUAUCCUGCGCCUGCCUUCUUACUAAGUGUUCCGUCGUGAGCGACCCGAAGAAGGCAUCUAUUUCGCCCCAAGGCCAACGGCCAGGAGCAGUCUCUUUGGUCGAAGCCUCGGCUUGCUGACCGUCUGAGGUUUUCAGCCAAACUCCUAAAAUCUUUAUUCAAGCACAUCCCGCCGUGCUCAGGCAGGGGUGUGGAGUAAUAUGGAGGAUAUGUCGAAUAAAAGCCAUGGCUCGAACCUGUGGCGACUUUCGUCCGAGCAGCAGCAGCAGCAGCCAGCGGACCAGGAACGUGUUGGGUCAGCACCCGUUCUUAGCUCGCCGCAGCACCACCAGCGGCCGCGUCGUCGAUCUAAAGAGCCGACCGCCAUCAAAUCUGGCCUAGCUGCUGCGGCCGCUGUUGCCAACACUGGUUCUCCUACUGAUGCGGAUGCCGGAAAGGGUUUCAGCGCUUUCGUGAAAGGGGAAGUCACGGGACGUGCAGAGGGAGCAGGGCCGCCAUGGCAGAGUGCAGCCGCAGUUACCGCAUCUGUUGUUCGCGUUACCCGCGGGACCGACAAGCGGCCGAAGCCCAACCGGCAGCUGUUCCCCCAUCCCGAACCUGAAUCGCAUGCUGCUGAGCCUCUGCCCGAAGCUGCAGCGGUUUCGGAGCGGCAGCGUGCGUUUCCAGCAAUUUCUGACUUCCCUCACGCCCGUGGGGCUGCUGAGGCGCUGGCGGAGGGGAUGGGCGGUGUGGGGGAAGCGGAAAUGGCGUGCGCUGGGGGUGGGGAGUCCGGAGGUGAGAGGCAGACGCGCGUGGAGGGAGAUGGGGCGGGGAUUUUGGUGUGGGGAGAGGAAAAAGAUAGAGAAACUGCGAGGGAGAAGGUUAAACUUAUGAGAGGGGAGGAGGAGGAAGAAGAGGAAGAAGGGGAGGAGGAAAAUGGGGAGGAGGAGGAAGAGGAGGAGGAUUGGAUGAAGGAGGUGAGGGCUGCAUGGAGCGAGAGGAGAGGCAGCGCGAGGCGUGCAGGGAGUAAGGGGGUCGGCAAUGAGGAACAAAGGCCAACUCCAGCAGCAGAAGCAGCUCUCGCACACGGAUCAGCACAAGCAUCAGCGACUGCAGCAGCAGACGCAGCAGUGACCCCAUCUCUGCUUCCUCCCCUGCUGCCGUUCCCAGCCCCUGAGCGGUGGGAGGAGGAUCCCGUGUACCAAGGCAUGGCUUAUGUCGGCUGCGCGCACCAGUACACCCCUGCACACUUCCUCAGGUUCCUUGCCAACUGGCGGCUGCAGCAAGAGAGUGGUAGCAGGAGCACAUGAGCUGUAAAUAGUGGCAGUGGCGUGCAGGUUGUUGCACCCUCUGUGUACUUGCCAUUUUCAUGCUUGGGAAUUUUCAUCUUCGGGUAGUAGCUUGCAACCAGAACUGCCCAAUAAUUAGGUAUGGUACUGUGUGUUGUGAUAUAAUUGAUACUUAGCAUUUCUGACUUAAGCGUUUCUGAAGUGUAACACUGUACUCGAGGAAGAUUACAGGGGAGCACGCGAGUCAACGGAGGUUACACGAGGGGGCGGACAAAGAAUGCGAAAGGACUCGAAAGGUCGCAACUGGAGGUUGCGACUGACCGUUACAACAUCACGGACGGACUUAAGCGUUUCUGAAGUGUAACACUGUACUCGAGGAAGAUUACAGGGGAGCACGCGAGUCAACGGAGGUUACACGAGGGGGCGGACAAAGAAUGCGAAAGGACUCGAAAGGUCGCAACUGGAGGUUGCGACUGACCGUUACAACAUCACGGACGGUAACCGAAGCGGCAAUCGAGUCGCUGUGCGACUCGAUAAACCGUUCCUGUAACU